Messenger RNA from Alternaria novae-zelandiae, 1869 nucleotides. RefSeq lists its product as uncharacterized. Bases 1 to 1869 code for a protein of 622 amino acids. The record is from RefSeq and is a predicted model, not a curated record. The transcript has a single exon. NCBI's taxonomy places the organism in Eukaryota, Fungi, Ascomycota, Dothideomycetes, Pleosporales, Pleosporaceae.
AUGCAGACUCCUACAAACCGUACCUCGUCUCCGGCUGAUCCAUCUGCGGUGUCCUUGCUGAUUACGCUACCCCCUGAACUUCGUAAUUGCAUCUACGAAUGGCUGUUCGAACGCGACGAUCCAGUCCUACUGCAUAAUCGGGAUUCAUUCCACGAGGCAGGACCGUCACUGAAAGUGUAUAACGGCUGGCCCGACCCCCAAAAAGCCGAUGACCGACGCUUACAAGUGUACUACAGCAGCUACGAGGCUGAAGUUGGAACCGAUGACGUCUUCCGACAUGAUUUCCACCAAGGCCUCGCUUUGCUAUCGUCUUGCCGCCAGAUACACGACGAAGCUUCCGGAAUUCUAUACGGCGGCAACACCUUUGUAUUCUCCAGAGUGCUUCAACUUCACCAUGCGGACGAUGACUCUCUGGACACUCUGCACGAAGAUGAGGACUACUUCCAGGUCAACUACGCAGCUCAAUGGCUAAACACAAUUGGAUCGCAGUUCUGCUACCUCAAGGAUGUCAUCAUCGAUACAGACACGAUGUGUGGUUGGGGCCGAUGUUGGGGCAAUGAGAGGAUCGAGCUCCUGCCUCUGGUACGUCUUGUCUGGAAGAAUGCGGACUUCUUCAACGUACUCUCAUUCGAAAGCACUGGCAGAUUACCAGUCUGUCAUGAGCUCAACGGCAAGAUGGAUGAUGGGUUAAAGCUGACGCCCAUUGACAUCGCAACCUUCCUUAAUAACUUGUUUACGGCCUUGGCGAGGGACGACGUUCUCGACAUCCGCAAGUAUCGCAAGUCUAACCGUCUCAUGGAUUAUGUUAGCAUACAUUCAUUUACUCGAUUCCCACCAAUCGGUUCUAUGGGCUUCCGUUUCAAGGAAGGAGGAGAAGGAAGAGACUCGCGGUCGUUUGUCGUACUUGAACAAGGCAAAAAGCUUCAAUGGAAGCCAAAGAAGAAGCAUCACAACCCAUUCCACACCCUACUAGAUGGGACGCGAGAACGGAUAGCAGAGUUGGUAUUGCGCCAAACAAACGCAAUUACGAUUGACUUGACCGAACACACUGUACACGGUCUCGACUUCAAUCUCCAUCACGCAGGCGUACUCCACCCGCAUUCGCUAGGAGAACAGUUGGCACGCCUGAAUCACAUCACCUUGAAGGUGACGAGCCAUCAAAUUAUCACAGAUCUUGAGGACUUCGACAAGCUAGGAGAUGAUUUCUCUUGCUUUGAUCAUAUUCCGUACGUUCUCAAGAUAAUGAGAAAAUGCUGGCGAACAUCCAACCCACAAACCAUUCUAGUGGAAAUCCAACCUCGAAAAGCAACCAUACUAUCUGCUAUCCGAGUCGACAUCAAAGGUUUGAUGACUGUACUUCGUACCGAUCAACUACACUCCGAAUCCACGCUCCGCCUAACACUCAUUCCCCCUACGAGCACCGGCGCACCACAACAAGUCACCAUCAUCUCAACCGCCAAACUCCAGCGGCAGGUCUUCCUCCUCCUAUCCGACGUUCUCCUCAUUCACGACGAAGAACUUUCCGAGUGCCCUGGUCCAUCAACCGUCGAAGCCAUACUUGAUGACUUGUUGUCUUUCCCCAAUCUCUGGAUCGAUGGCUACGGCAAUCUCCUCAACGCAUGUACUGCCGAGAUGGCUGUUCCAGUAGCAUUCGAAUAUGGCAAGCUCAGCAUGAAGGAGUUGGGCGUACUGGGGUACAGUAGAGCUACCACUAUGGAUUGGAUGCAUAAGAUGUUCGAGAAGGCAGAUGAUAAUAUCACACGCGCGCAUAUUGUGCAUAUCUGGGAUGAUAUGAGGAGGUCGUUGUAUGGGGAUUGGGAAUUGAGGCUUGCGCCGCCGGGGUUGAAGAAGUUUGCGCGGCAGGAGUGA